AGCUGAAAGAUGAGCGGAAGAGGCAAAGGAGGAAAGGGACUCGGUAAAGGAGGCGCUAAGCGUCACCGUAAAGUGCUCCGUGAUAACAUCCAGGGAAUCACCAAACCCGCCAUCCGCCGUCUGGCUCGCCGCGGCGGAGUGAAGCGGAUCUCCGGUCUGAUCUACGAGGAGACCCGCGGGGUGCUCAAGGUCUUCCUGGAGAACGUCAUCCGCGACGCCGUCACCUACACCGAGCACGCCAAGAGGAAGACCGUCACCGCCAUGGACGUGGUGUACGCUCUGAAGAGGCAGGGCCGCACCCUGUACGGCUUCGGAGGCCAGGACCGCCUGGAUGUUGGGCAGCACGCCGCCCUGAGCGAUGGUCACUCCGCCCAGCAGCUUGUUGAGCUCCUCGUCGUUGCGGACGGCCAGCUGCAGGUGACGGGGGAUGAUCCUGGUCUUCUUGUUGUCGCGGGCGGCGUUUCCGGCCAGCUCCAGGAUCUCAGCGGUCAGGUACUCCAGCACCGCCGCCAGGUACACGGGGGCUCCGGCACCGACACGCUGGGCGUAGUUUCCUUUACGCAGCAGCCUGUGGACACGGCCGACGGGGAACUGGAGCCCGGCGCGGGAGGAGCGGCGCGCGGGACGGUUCUUCCAGACCAACCAGGAAAGAGGCUUCCUGCAGAGCAGCAGAGGGCGGCCCGCUCUGCGUUUAGGCGGAAAAAACGAGACGCGAUGGCCAGAACCAAGCAGACCGCCCGUAAAUCCACCGGAGGAAAAGCUCCCAGGAAGCAGCUGGCUACCAAGGCUGCCCGUAAGAGCGCCCCGGCCACCGGCGGAGUGAAGAAGCCCCACCGCUACAGGCCCGGUACCGUGGCUCUCCGAGAGAUCCGCCGCUACCAGAAGUCCACCGAGCUGCUGAUCCGCAAGCUGCCCUUCCAGCGCCUGGUGAGGGAGAUCGCUCAGGACUUCAAGACCGACCUGCGCUUCCAGAGCUCCGCCGUCAUGGCUCUGCAGGAGGCCAGCGAGGCUUACCUGGUCGGCCUCUUCGAGGACACCAAUUUCUCUUUUUUGGUAAAAAUGAGCGGAAGAGGCAAAGGAGGAAAGGGACUCGGUAAAGGAGGCGCUAAGCGUCACCGUAAAGUGCUCCGUGAUAACAUCCAGGGAAUCACCAAACCCGCCAUCCGCCGUCUGGCUCGCCGCGGCGGAGUGAAGCGGAUCUCCGGUCUGAUCUACGAGGAGACCCGCGGGGUGCUCAAGGUCUUCCUGGAGAACGUCAUCCGCGACGCCGUCACCUACACCGAGCACGCCAAGAGGAAGACCGUCACCGCCAUGGACGUGGUGUACGCUCUGAAGAGGCAGGGCCGCACCCUGUACGGCUUCGGAGGCUAGACCCGGUCCAGACCCGCUGAAACAUAAAGGUCCUUUUAAGGGCCACACACCUCAUCUAAAGACUUAACGCUCCUUUAUUAACUUUGUCAAAGUUGUUUAAUUAAUCAUGAUGUUCUGUACAUGAUUCUUUUAUCCAAAGCUGAUUACUACGUAAUAACAGUGGUGGAGCUGAAAGCUGAGUCUGACUUUGUGUCAGUUCAGAAGUAGCUUGACACCAAGAAUGUGACACAAACUCAUGCCUCAGUCAAAAGCUUGACUCUACAUUUCUUAACAACUCUCUCAAUGCUGCAUUCAUCCCUGAUGCUUGUGAUCUUCUUCCUAUCACACUAACUUUCCAUGAUGCAGCCUUUUCACCAGUGACCUGGACACCAGAUUGAGAGAUUAAAGGCUCUUGUGUCUGUAUUAUACAUUACAUUCUAAUAUUGUAGGUAUGGAUUUUUAAAUUUCCAUCAGCUGUAAGCCAUAAAAACAAAAGGCCUGAAAUAUUUCACUUGAUGUGAAAUUUAGCUACAACAUAUGACAGUUUCAUUGAAUUCCCUUCAUAUAAAUUCAAAACCCCUGAGGGUUUUUUGUACUUGUAUAACUAAACUGAAGGUUUGUAAGUAAUACUUCCGGUGUCGACUUUUUCGUUAUUAAUUCCAUUGUUAACAUAAAUAAAUGAAAUGACAACAUUGC
Molecule: messenger RNA, 2046 nt
Organism: Micropterus dolomieu (smallmouth bass)
Lineage: Eukaryota; Metazoa; Chordata; Actinopteri; Centrarchiformes; Centrarchidae
Exons: 6
Coding region: 10-1371 (453 amino acids)
Biological process (GO): nucleosome assembly
Cellular component (GO): nucleosome
Molecular function (GO): DNA binding; protein heterodimerization activity; structural constituent of chromatin
Source: RefSeq, a predicted model, not a curated record